AUGGAAACAGUAAUUCCUGUUGAAUGGCUUAUUCCACAUAAGAUAGCUAAUGGAUGGAAGUUUCAAUGUUCUACAAAUCUUCGUAAUCUUGUAGCUACUAAUCGAGCAGCUUUGUUCUUUCGUCAACUUGUUAUACUUCUUGAACAAGAUUAUCAUUUAGUCAAUUUCCAUUUUAAAAUUCAACAUAAUCGUAAAAAGAUUGAUCAAUUAGAAAUAUUUGUUUUUUGUGGUGAUGAUCAUAUUGAACAAGAGCCAGAACCUGUAUCUAUCUGUAGUUCAUGUGAUGUAACUCAUCCAUUAAGUCAAUCUACAUUAUUAUCUGAACAACAAUAUACGUAUGCAUGGCUUGAUUUUCGUAAUCGACCAAAGCUUAUUUUAACACCAAAACGUCAUAUUGAACGUUUAUCUGAAUUAAAAGAUGAAAAUGGAGAAAUGGAAGCAUUUUGGUAUGAUACUGUUGAGAUUAUCGAUAGAGAAUGUGAUAAUAUAAAUGAAUUAAUCUAUCCAGUAUUAUCACUUAAUCAUGGAACAUUUCGAAAACAUGCACAUAUGCAUUUAAAAAUUGAUAUUUCAAAAGAUAUUUGGGAAACAAAAAUAGUACCGCGGCAUAAAGAAAAACUUGAUUAUCUUGAACAAUUAUUGAAACAAACAGAACUGAUUAGUGCUUGUUUUACUGAACGGCAUUUACAACAAGAAAUACAAAAAGGUGUAAUUGGAAAUAUGAAUAAUGAGUUGAAACAAACGGAUGUUCAAACUAAAUCUAUUUCAAAAUAA
Adineta steineri is the source of this 774-nucleotide messenger RNA. Lineage: Eukaryota; Metazoa; Rotifera; Eurotatoria; Adinetida; Adinetidae. The record is from the annotation of a GenBank genome assembly.